Kluyveromyces marxianus DMKU3-1042 is the source of this 636-nucleotide messenger RNA. It is a transcript of the gene VMA16, whose product is annotated as H(+)-transporting V0 sector ATPase subunit c''. Gene Ontology annotation, molecular function: proton-transporting ATPase activity, rotational mechanism. NCBI's taxonomy places the organism in Eukaryota, Fungi, Ascomycota, Saccharomycetes, Saccharomycetales, Saccharomycetaceae. Gene Ontology annotation, biological process: proton transmembrane transport. The transcript has a single exon. Gene Ontology annotation, cellular component: proton-transporting V-type ATPase, V0 domain. The record is from RefSeq and is a predicted model, not a curated record. Bases 1 to 636 code for a protein of 211 amino acids.
AUGUCGAAACAUGUUUCUGGCUCUAGGGCCGCUUGGGGUUAUACCAAGAGUGCCAUAAACUACACUGUAAUAACAAUUGUAUUAGUAUAUGUUUUAUACAAAUUGUUCACGAACCAUGGAGAGGAUAUCAACUUCGGUAAGUUCUUGCUCAAGACGUCGCCAUAUAUGUGGGCGAACUUAGGGAUUGCGCUAUGUAUUGGGUUAUCAGUUGUUGGUGCGGCAUGGGGUAUUUUCAUUACUGGAUCUUCGAUUAUUGGUGCUGGUGUUCGUGCGCCUCGGAUCACGACCAAGAACUUGAUUUCUAUUAUUUUCUGUGAGGUUGUGGCUAUCUACGGGUUGAUUAUGGCCAUUGUGUUUUCCUCUAAGGUGACAGUUGCUGAGCCCGAGACUAUGUUCAGCAAGUCCAAUUUGUAUACUGGUUAUUCGAUUUUCUGGGCAGGGAUCACCGUUGGGGUUUCUAAUUUGAUUUGUGGUGUUGCUGUUGGUAUCACCGGUGCGACAGCUGCUGUUUCUGAUGCGGCUGACUCAUCUCUUUUCGUUAAGAUCUUGGUCAUUGAGAUUUUCGGCUCUGUUCUUGGUCUAUUGGGUUUGAUUGUUGGGUUGCUAAUGGCCGGUAAGGCAGUAGAAUUCAAAUAA